AGCGUCUGGUGACCUCGCGUGUGCAGAUCCUCCUCUCCCCACGUGAGCCACCCCCCAUCCCUGGUCUUAGUGGAUAGGGAGGAGAGCUCCCUCAUCUUGGUGUCUUCUGGUGCUGUGUUCAUCAGCGCACCAGCCUGCAUCGUGAUGGCCCUCGCCUACACUGCGAGGCCUGAAGGCCUUCGUGCUGUCAGCAAAAAAGAGCAAUGUGGCGGCAAGGACCGUGGCGUAGUGACUGAGGCAGAGCCCAGUACGAUACCGCUCGUGUCGGCUUACUCUCCCGCGGACAUCGACGCCGUCAUCCAUCAGACGGGCAAGCAGCGGCAUUCCAUGGAGGGCUUCGAUGACAAGUGAGUGAGUCUGAAGCACACAACAAACGAACCGACAAACAAAGGCAGGUCCACCACACUCACUUUGGUGAUGGCAUGGCAUGAUGUGUGCUGUGCAGGUAUGUGGAUAUUGUGAAUUACAUUUUGAACAUCACCCACGAGAUUUGGGAGAGGAAGGACCUCAGCCUCAUCUACGACACCUACUCGGACAGCUGUGACGUGUACAGCCUCUCCGGCGUCACGGUGGGCGUCGAGCCGGUGGUGCGGGGCACCAUCCGCAUGUUGGCGGCCUGGCCCGACCGCACCAUGUACCCCGCCAACGUCAUCUGGAGCGGUAGCGAUGCCUGUGAGGACGGCUUCUACUCGUCCCACAAGAUCAUCUCACAUAUGACACACGGUCAGGCGCGGGCUCAGGGAGGGAGGGAGGGAGCCUUUGUAGUGGGAAGACGUACAUGUGUUGUGUUGUGCUGUGUUGUGUCUGCUCAGAUGGCGACGAUAAGUUGUUUGGCGCGGCCACCGGCCGUCAGGUGCGUGUGACGACCAUUGCCGACUGCUGCAUCAGACACAACAAAAUAUACCUCGAGUGGUAAGGCCGGCAGGGAAAGAUCCCCACCCCACCGUGUGUCAAGGCGGUUGCCUUGCCUUAUUCCAUUGGCCUCUGCUGCCUGGGUGCCCCUCCCUCCCCCUCAGGUUGGCCCGUGACAAUUCGGCCAUAUUGGUGCAGCUGGGCAAGGACGUCCACGAGACCGCUCGUCAGCUGGCUGCCGCCCCCUACCCGCCGCCCCUGGCCUCAUACAUCCGAUCAGAGAUCGACAAGGCCGCCACAGCCACCGAGGCGACGGGCAAUGAGCAGUCCGCCUUCCCCCCUCCCCCGCCCUUCCAUCCCCCUCCCGUGCGUGCCGUGUCGGUGGGCGGUGAGGUCGACUGGUACGUCAGUCUCCUCACACUCGCCUGGCACUCCAAGGACACCGGCAUGCUCGCCCCCCUCUACCACACCCACUCCUGCAUGGCCAUCCCGCGCGGCAAGGUGCUGACCGGCGUCAAGGACAUCCAGGCGUUCUUCGCCGCCAUGUGGAGCGUGUUCCCCGACGCCAGCAUGCGCGUGGACCACGUGUCGAGCGUGCCGUACAUGCCACCCUCAUCGGACAAGCAGUCCACUUGCGAGGGGUCUGCCGGAUCUGGCAGCGAGGCGUCGAGCCCUUCCUCCGCCAGGGAGGGGAAGGGAUGGGAGGCGCGGAGGAAGGGGAGCUGGAGAUCGUCACGCUCGAGUCGACCACUAGUGUGAGCACUGACUAUGUCCGUAGCAGUGGGGGGGCGGGGGGAGGGGUAGAUGUGGCUGUGCGGUGGGGAGUGGUGGGCACACACAGUGGGAUGGUAUCGCCUGGCAGCCCCCUGCAGUGGGAGGGGGUCACACCCACACACAAGGAGGUGUUUGUGCUGGGCAUCACACAUGCCCGGAUUGUGGGGUCUCGUGUGGUGGAGGAGUGGGUGGUGUUUGAUGAGCUGGCUGUGCUCCGCCAAAUGUACAGCCCUGUCGAUGCAUGAUUCUACAGCCCUGUCGAUGCGAUGCAUGGCGCAUGUGGUGCAUCUGCAGAUCCAUACAUACAUAAUCCCAUGCCGUGUUCAUGGCCACCGGGUGUGCUGUAUAGCCGCCCUGCCUGCCUGCCUGGCUGUCUGCCUGCCCUCCGUGCGUCGUUUUUGAAGCAUGUCUGGAGGGCUGUCCGUGUGUGUGAGAGAAUACGCAAUGUGCUUUUAGUCCGACAAGCACACUGACUACUGAUGACUGAUCUGUGUAUGUCGCUCGCUGUGUGACGGCAUACGUGUAAGCUCUAUGACUGGAUUGGAUUGCACAAUUCGCCCACGCGGGCGCGAACCAUCACAACCAUCCAUGCUGCGUACACAUGACACGUACGAGUGUGUGUACAUUACUUACCCUUUUUGAGCAGUUUUGUGCGUGUGAUGGAUGUUCAUGGCGUGAAUGUGUUGUGUUGUUUGUCAUUGGCAGUGCAGUCAUGUAGCAGUGCAGUGGACGGACAGGACAGGGAUGCAGGGCGGGGGGGCAGGUGCACACAGGAGGACACGCACGAGCGGGUUCAGCGUUUUGCCUGUUGCUUGCUCUGACGUUCGCUUUGGCUUCAUCCAUGUAAUCGAAUCUUUUCCCUGCCGUGCUUUGGAAGUGAUGUAUGUGUGCUCGUGGAUUGAUGCACUGGAUGCGGAGACCAGUUGAACGCAAUGAACCCC
This is a messenger RNA of Vitrella brassicaformis, 2567 nucleotides long. The record is from the annotation of a GenBank genome assembly. NCBI's taxonomy places the organism in Eukaryota, Vitrellaceae.